CGGAUUCGUAGGGCAACCAGAUUCCCAAGCUAGAUCACACACACACGCACGCACACACACACACACAUACACUCAUACAAAGAGAGAGUAAGAGAGUAAGGAUUCGGUUAGAUGGCGCUGGACAAUGCCAGACUGGUGUCGCUCGCGAAGGCGUCACAGCUGGCCCGAGCAGUCGGCAGCGAAAGCAGCGGCAGCGAAAGCGAAGACAUAGAAUUUCCGUCCAAAUCGAAACCAAAUGAUAUUUGCGCCAAGGAGCAGCAGCAGGAACAUGAGCGGCAGCGAGGGCAGCCGCUGGAGUACAAAUAUAGUCCACUUAGUGGCGACUCUGAUGUGGACAGCGAUGUGGGCGAAUCGAUGAGCGAUGAGUCCAUUGCGCUGCUCGCGCACGAGAUGCUCUGCUGCGAGCACGAGUCGGAUACGGACAGCGGGGAGGAUGACCAGGGGGAGGAGGAGGAGGAGGAGGAGGAGGAUAAGGAUUGGAUUGGAGAUGGGCUUGAAGAGCAUCACGAACAAACUCUAGAGAGCCGAGCUUAA
Messenger RNA from Drosophila virilis, 534 nucleotides. Its product is annotated as tripartite motif-containing protein 44. The record is from RefSeq and is a predicted model, not a curated record. NCBI's taxonomy places the organism in Eukaryota, Metazoa, Arthropoda, Insecta, Diptera, Drosophilidae.